AUGCGCCACUUCGACACCUGGGUCGUCCGCGACCCCUACUCAAUCUGGCACUACUACCCAACCAACCACCGCUGGACUGAAACCGUCCGCGACCUCAUCAUCUCGCGCGCAAUCUGCUCUCCCAACGCCACCUCCUCAACCCCAGUCGACCCCUACACCGAGCACCUCAACCCGCAAACCAACUCCUCCCUCCUAUCCCGCUUCCCGCCGGAAAUCCGCCAAAUGAUCUGGUCCUACGUCUUCGGCACCGACACCCUCCACCUCGUAACAAUCAAGAACAAACUCCGCCACGUCCGCUGCCCAACCCCAAACCAGCAAUCCGAACUCACCCACCACCGCCACUGUUGUCCAACCACCCCGGCCCGCUGGCGCGUCUACGAUGGCCGCGUCCCAGGCCACUCGGACAGACUCCUCUACCCACACACCCACGAACGACUCCCCGAGCUCGUCAGCAACAGCAACGCGGCUCUCCUGCGAACUUGCCGAGCCAUCUACGCCGAAGCAGCAGACGUGCUGUACCGAAACUCCACCUUCGACGUCGAUGAUCUGUACACGUUCAUCGCAUUCAGCAACUCCGUCUCCCCGCGUGCGCUGCGCGCGAUCCGCAAACUGACUGUCCAGUGGAUGCCUGUCUGGCAGCCUUUGGCCGGGCUGGAUCACAAGGGGUCUAUCUAUGCGCAUACGCACAGUGAUGCGUUGUGGACGCAGUUCUGGGCGCGGGUUGCCUCGUUGCCUGCUCUGGCGGAGCUGAAGUUGAGUAUUGAUCUCGGGCGCUUCACGGGGACGGUUACUGGGGGUGGAGCGGUGGUUGUUGCCGGGCAGAGAUUGCCGCUGGUGUUGAAGGAGAGGUGGUUGUUGCCGCUGUUGAAUGUUAGGGGGUUGAAGGAGUUUGACUUGGCUGUUACGGCGCGGUGUGAUGAGGCGGCGAAGGGCGUUAUUGAGGGUGGGUUGGUUAGGGAUGCGGCGGUGCUGAGGGAUCAGUUGAGGACUGUUAUGUGCAGUGAGGCUGGGGUCGGGUUGGGGGAUGUGCAAGGGUUGGAGGUGGAUUUGGAGAUGGUUUAUGAGGAGUUGAUGGAGGAGAAGGGUGGGAUGGGGAAGAAGGGGCGGUUGAUGAUUACGGCUUGA
Penicillium cinerascens is the source of this 1125-nucleotide messenger RNA. RefSeq lists its product as uncharacterized. The record is from RefSeq and is a predicted model, not a curated record. NCBI's taxonomy places the organism in Eukaryota, Fungi, Ascomycota, Eurotiomycetes, Eurotiales, Aspergillaceae. The coding region runs from base 1 to 1125 and encodes 374 amino acids. The transcript has a single exon.